CUUCCGCUCCCUCUCUCGCUCUCUUUUCCUCGUUUCUCUCCCUCUCCUCAGGCGGCACCAUGAUGAGCUACGGCCUGUCGGACCCGCUCUUCUCCGGCAGCGGCUUCUCCUUCCGCAAGGAGCCCGGCGGGCGCUACGCUUCCUCCCGCUCGGGCGUCGGGUCUCUGGCCUCGAGCGGCUUCCAUUCGCAGGCGUCCUGGUCGCGGGGCUCGGCGGCGGGGGCGGCGGGGGCCUCGGCGGCGGGCUCCAGCUACCGGCGCCUGGCCUCUUCGGCGGGGGGCGCCCUGAGCCAGCUCGGCUCCUCGACCGAGAGCCUGGAGUCCUCGCUCAACGGCGCGCCCGGCGACCUGCGCGGCCGGAACGAGAAGGAGGUGCUGCAGGCGCUCAACGACCGCUUCGCCGGCUACAUCGACAAGGUGCGGGCGCUGGAGGUGCAGAACCGGCAGCUGGAAGCUGAGGCGGCCGCCCUCCGGCAGCAGCAGGCCGGCCGCUCGGCCAUCGGGGAGCUGUACGAGCGGGAGAUCCGCGACAUGCGCUCCGCGCUGGUGCAGCUCAGCGCCGAGAAGGGCCAGCUGCAGCUGGAGCAGGAGCACCUGGAGGAGGACCUGGCCCACCUCAAGCAGCGCCUGGACGACGAGGCCCGGCAGCGGGAGGAGGUGGAGGCGGCCAUCCGGGCCCUGGGCAAGUUCGCCGACGACUCGCAGCUGGCCAAGGGCGAGCUGGAGAAGAAGCUGCAGGCGCUGCGCGACGAGAGCCUCUUCCUGCGCCGCAGCCACGAGGACGAGGUGGCCGAGCUGCUCCUCCAGAUCCAGGGCUCCAGCAGCGACGCCCAGGGGGCCUGGGAGGCGCGCGAGGCCACCCUCCGCUCCGACGUCACCUCGGCCCUCAAGGAGAUCCGCGCCCAGCUCGAGGGACACGCCGUCAAGAGCACCAUCCAGUCCGAGGAGUGGUUCCGAGUGAGGCUGGAUAAGCUAUCAGAAGCUGCCAAGGUGAAUACGGAUGCUAUCCGCUCUGCUCAGGAAGAGAUUACAGAAUACCGCCGGCAGCUGCAGUCCAAGACCAUUGAGCUCGAAGCUCUAAGAGGGACCAAAGAAUCCUUGGAGCGACAGAGGGCUGACCUAGAGGACCGGCACAAUGUGGAUGUCCAGUCUUAUCAGGAGAACAUCAUGCAGCUGGAUAAUGAGUUGAGGAACACCAAGUGGGAGAUGGCAGCCCAGCUGAGAGAAUACCAGGACCUGCUUAAUGUCAAGAUGGCUUUGGAUAUAGAGAUCGCUGCUUACAGGAAACUGUUGGAAGGAGAGGAAUGCCGCCUGGGAAGUGGAGUGGGUCUCUUCCCUUUCCCCGAGACGUUCCCCAAGGGUCCAAGCAUCUCCACUCACAUCAAGGUCAAGAGCGAAGAGAAGAUCAAAGUGGUGGAGAAGUCGGAGAAGGAGACGGUCAUUGUGGAAGAGCAGACUGAGGACGUCCAAGUGAUUGAAGAAGUAACAGAGGAAGAUGGGGGGGAGAAGAAAGAGGAAGAAGAGGGUGAGGGUGAGGAAGCAGAAGAGGAAAAAGAAGAAGAAGAAGAAGAAGGUGAAGGUGAAGCAAAAGAGGAGGAAAAGGCAGAGUCUGAAGGAGGAGAAGGAGGAGAGGCUGAGGAAGAAGGAGGAGGUGGAGAAGAAGCCGAUGAGUUGCCAGCAAAAGAGAAGGAGUCUCCAUCAGCAGAGGAAGCCAAAUCUCCAGAAAAGGUGCCAACGCCUUCAGAGAAAGAGGAGGCCAGAUCGCCAGAAAAAGCAAAGUCCCCAGCAAAAGAGGAAGCCAAGUCCCCAGCUGCCAAAUCUCCAGCGAAGGUUGCCUCUCCCACCAAAGAGGAGGCCAAAUCCCCUCCCAAGGAGAAGUCCCCUACCAAAGAUGAGGAAAAAGCUCCUGCCGCCAAGUCUCCUGAGAAGGUCGCAUCUCCGACGAAGGAGGAGAGCAAGUCUCCCGAGCAGGUCAAAUCCCCAGCAAAGGAAGCCCCCAAGUCUCCAGCAGCGAAGUCUCCGGAGAAAGCGGCCACUCCAACCAAGGAAGAAGUCCGGUCUCCGGGAAAGGUCAAGUCUCCCACCAAGAAAGAGGCUAAGUCUCCCGAGAAGCCCAAGUCGCCACCAAAGGUUAAAUCACCAGAAAAAGAGCCCACCAAGCCACCUCAGAAGGAGGCCAAGGUGCCUGUGAAGGAAGAGAAGGAGAAAGCUCCAGGGAAGCCAAAAACAGAAGAGAAGAAAGAGAGCAAGAAAGAAGAGGAACCCAAACCGGCAGCGCCAGCUAAGGAUGUAAAGAAACCAGAAGCCAAAGUGGAGGAGAAGAAGAGUAAGACCGAGGAGAAGGACGAGGCCAAGAAAGCCACCAAGCCAGAACCUGAGGAGAAGGACAAGGCUGGUGCCAAAGCCGAGGACAGCAAAGCCAAGGAAAAAGAGCCCUCCAAACCAGCACCGACAUCCAAAGAUGAUGCCAAGAAAGAAGAGAAAGCCGCCCAGAAGGAGCCCGAGCCCAAACCCCAGGCCAAAGAAGCAAAGGGCAAGGAGCCGAGUCAGGAAGCUGAAAAACCAAAGGCAGAAGAGAAGGAGAAAGCUGAGCCCAAGAAGGAGCCGGAGGAGAAACCCAAAGCUGAAGCUAAACCCAAAGAAGAGGCCAAGAAGGAGGCCAGUGCCAAGGAGACCCCCAAGUCCGAGCCUGCCAAGGAGUCCCCAAAGGCCACCAAGCCCAAGGCAGAGAAAGCGGAGAAGUCCUCCAGCACAGAGCCUAAGGAGGGCAAGCCCACAGAAAAAGCGUCUGGGGGGGAGAAAGCCAAGAAGAGCGAAAAGUGAGGAGAGGGCGCUGCUUGGGGGGGGGGAGAGGGCAUGGCAGGCCACCCAAGGCGUUGCGCAAGGGCGUCCCUGCCGGAGGGCCAGCCCU
Messenger RNA from Pogona vitticeps (central bearded dragon), 2910 nucleotides. It is a transcript of the gene NEFH, whose product is annotated as neurofilament heavy chain. The record is from RefSeq and is a predicted model, not a curated record. Lineage: Eukaryota; Metazoa; Chordata; Lepidosauria; Squamata; Agamidae. Gene Ontology annotation, biological process: axon development; intermediate filament bundle assembly. Gene Ontology annotation, molecular function: structural constituent of postsynaptic intermediate filament cytoskeleton. Gene Ontology annotation, cellular component: neurofilament; axon.